Girardinichthys multiradiatus is the source of this 764-nucleotide messenger RNA. RefSeq names its product probable E3 ubiquitin-protein ligase ARI8. NCBI's taxonomy places the organism in Eukaryota, Metazoa, Chordata, Actinopteri, Cyprinodontiformes, Goodeidae. The record is from RefSeq and is a predicted model, not a curated record.
AUGUGGGUGAAAGAGGAAGCCAUCAACGUCUGCCAUCAGAUUCAUGAGGGAGCAGGAGGUCAAAAACCCUCAACUGGCUGCCAAAGACCUGUAGCAAGACUUGGUGGCAGCAGCCAAUUUCUGGAUCAGUUUCUGGAAAAUAAAAACCGUGCUCUGGGACACGUGGGGCAAAGCAGGUUUGUGUGUGGUGUGUAUGGCUGCAAUGCUCGGUGGUCUUAUAAGGAAAUUCAGAAGAUGGCUCUCCUGACCCCUGAAGAAAUAAAGCACUUUAAGAAAAUGAGCACCAUCAAUGCUGCUGUUAACAGAAAAUGUCCUGGAUGCAAGUCCUCUGUUGCAAGACAAAAUGAGUUUAAUCUCUGCAUCAGCUGCAAAGCAUGCACAACAAAGACAGGACAUCCAUAUGAGUUCUGCUGGCAGUGUCUGAGGGAAUGGAAAGGUCCAAAGCCACGGUUGGACCGCUGUGAGAAUGAUGGCUGCUGCAACACGGCGCUUCAAACUCUGAAAACCUGCCCGAUAUCGUCUUACACGGUGAAAGGAAUCACUGGAUGUCCCUCCAUCCGUGGCUGUCCCACCUGCGGGUCACUGCUGGAGCAUAAACGAAAUCACUGCAAACACCUUGACUGUCCUCAGUGUAAGGUCAAGUUCUGUUUCGUGUGCCUGAAGUCUUUUACUGAAUAUUCGAAAACAAGUUCAAUAUCAGCACCGUGCUCCAGUGGUGUUGCUCCCAGACAGACGGUUAUCCCUGUGUGGAAAAAGAAUUAAUG